AUGAAUCAACCCCCGGCUCUGUUGGACCUAUGCAUCGAGUUCGUAGGGCUCAACAUCACUACGCUGCCGUCGGCACACGUGCCCGUCGAACUCAAGGAGCGCAUGCUGAGCUUUCUCAACCGCCGCAGCAUGCUCACCGAGGCCAGGCUGCGGCUGUUGCUGGAUCCGGACCUGCGCACGCUGGACAUGAGCGGCUGUCGAGAGACCAACAACACCACCAUCGUCCGGGUGGUGAAGUGCUGCCCCAACAUCACCUCCAUCAACUUGGCCCACUGCCCGGCGAUCACUGAUUUCACCAUCCUCGAGGUCGCCAAAAGCUGCAAAUACCUGACAUCGGUCAACCUGUGCCAUUGCACGGUCGUGAGCGACACGUCUGUAUUGCAGAUUAUGAGGAACUGCCGCUUGCUGCGUAAGCUGGACCUGUCCCACUGCGCCAUCACCGGCUACUCGUUCGUGGCCCUCAAGACCGAGCAGAAGCAGCAGUUGCGCCAGAAGCCCGCAGCCGACGCGGGCGCCGACGCGACGCUCGCCAGUGCGGGCCUGCCCCACCUCCACUUCCUCAACCUGUCCGGCUGCAGCAAGCUCAACCAGCGGGCGCUGUUUGCGCUGAUGAAGAUGGCCCCGCGGCUCGAAGCCCUCUUCAUCAACAACGAUUUUCCGCUCCAGCUGAAUGACGCCCUCCGGAAGCUCGCCAAGCCACACCACCAGAACCUCAAAGUAUUGUCGCUUCGGAUGGACCAGCAGACGCACAUCGUUCCACGAUUCGAUGGUUCGCUGGACAACUUUGUGCGAUCACCGACGGCGGCCAACCUCAAGUGCAUCGACCUGGCCGGGUGCAUGUUCGCCGACGACCGGCAGUUCAAGAGCUUCAUCGUCGCGUGUCCUAACAUUUCGCGUCUCAUUUUGAGCCACUGCGCGUCCAUGAGCGAGGACCGGUUCAUUCAAAUCGCCAAAGGUCUGCCGCACCUGGAGAUGCUGUCCCUGGCCAACUGCGGGAGCAUUCAGGACAAGUGCGUGGAGCAGCUGUGCGCCAACAUGGCGAGCACCUCCCUCUCGCUCCUCAACCUCUCGCGCUGCAAGGGCCUCACUGAUAAAUCGGUCGAGUACCUGAUGCAGGCCAAGUCCCUGGCCAACCUCCAGAAGCUCAUAAUCUCUGGGUGUUCGCUGUCGUCGCCGAUGUUCGAGGGUCACCCGUCGCUGGCCUACCUGGACGUGUCGUGCCACGCGCGUUUCCUCAACCCGCACUUUGAGCUGCCGGCCCUGCAGCAGCUCAACAUGUCCAACGUCUACAUCCUCCACGGGCCGCACAUCGCCUGCCCGCUGCUGGCGUCGCUCCACCUCAUCAACUGCGAGCGCCUCAUCGACCCGCACAUCAACUGCCCGGCGCUCAACCUGCUCAACAUCGCCAAGAUCAAGGGCAUCACCAAGGGCCGCAGCGGCUCGGGCGGCACCGGCGGCGAGAUGACCCUCGGCUCGGUCGUCGGCAGUUUUGGCGGCGGCUCCGGCGGCAGCGCCGCGCUCGACGCCACCCACGCCUCCGCCACCGGGCUGCUGGGCAUUCUCGGCGAGACGGCCCGGCGGCGGCGCGAGCUGGGCCGCGAGCGGAGCGAGAGCGAGGAGAACGUGUUCUACUUCGACUACAACUUCCUCGAGGAGGUGUUCAACUUUGACAGUUGGAACCCGGCCGCGGGAGGCCCGACGGUCGGCAUUCCGACGGGCGCGGCGGCGUCGCUGGCGUCGCUCGGCGUCUCGUCGUCGUCGGGGUCGGCCGGCGGCAAUCUGCUGUCGCUCAAGGAGAGCUCGAUCGAGUGCCCGUCGCUGUCGACCCUCAUCCUGUCCAACUACAACUUCGAGGCGGCCUUGGGCACCUCGUCGCCGUCGUCUUCGUUCAGCUCCUCCUCCCUAUCUUCGUUCUCGUCGUCUUCAUCUUCGUCAUCGUCAUCGUCGCCGCCGCUUCUGCUCUCCCCCGCCCUCCUGCUGUCGCCGUCGCAGUCGUUCGUGGGCGACCUGCGCCGACUCUUCGGCGGCAUCAGCGCCAACCUGAAGAGCAUCAACCUCAAGGGCACGAAGGGCAUCCCGCUCGAGAUCAUCGCCGAGCACUGCCCGGGCCUGCUCUCGCUCAACCUGUCCUCGUUCACGCCCGCCACGCCCGGACAGGUCUUGUCGACAUCGGCCUCGACGACCUUCCCCUCGCUCUUCCCCUUCCAGACGCCCGUGCUCACGCCCUCGCCCUCGGCGUCGGCCGCGACCUCGCCGUCGCUGACGUCAGCACCAUCAUCGUUGUCGACAACAACAACAACUGUCGACGGCACCGGCGACAGGCGGACCAAGUCCAACUCAUUCGUGUCGCCCAUGUCGCUCUCGAUCAGCUCGCUCGAGGACUUCAUCGCGUCGCACUCGCUGAUCGAGAUCGUCAAGACCAACUUUCUCGCGCCGCCGGGCGACUCCACCUCCACCGCCGCCACCAUCAACACCAACAAGAACAAGAUCGCCCUGGAGAACCUCAUCCUGCGCAACCUCACCCUGGACGACGCGGCCUCGUUCCUCCCGGCCAGCAGCGGCAGUGCCACGUCAGCCGGUGGUGUCGGCAAGAAAAACAGCCUUGGUAGUUCGGGGGCGAAGCACCAACAGCGGCAGAGCAACAACGGCAGCAGCGGUCGAGAGCAGCGUGGCGGCGUGGUCGAGAUCGCGUCGCCGUCGCUCAAGACGCUCGACCUAUCGUUCGCCCAGAGCGUGACCGAGGUGGUGGUCAACUGCUCACGGCUGCAGAACAUGAACCUGUCGUCGUCCAAGCGGCUGGAACGCGUCGAGAUGCGCAGCGCGCACCACCUGUUCACGCUCAACCUCAAGUCCUGCCCGGGCGUCAAGAGCGUCGUCAUCUCGUCGCGCGCGGCCUCGAUCAACCUGCGCACCCUCAACCUCGGCUUCUGCAUCGACCUCACCGAAGUCGUCUUCCGACGCCGCCGUCGCCGUCGCCGCCUCCAGCUCAACCGCCUCAACCGCCUCCGCCUGCAGGCCGAAGACGGCGCCAACGGCGUGGACGACGUCGCCGGGCGACUCGAGGCCCUGCGCCUGCACCGUGUCGACAAUGGCGACAGCUCGAAGGGCGCCCGCAACGGCGUGGAUUCCUCGGAUUCCUCGGGUGGAGGCGCGCAUGGCACUGGCGGCGGCGAGGCCGAGCGCGCUGAGGGCUGGAAGCGCGAGCGGAGGCGCGAGCUCACCAAUGUCACGCUCACGGUGGACGACGGCAACAGCGUCGGCGGGGACAACAAGGGCAAGGACAAGGAGAGUCGUGCCGUCAACACUGCCAGUGACGAUGACGAGCACAGCCGCCGGCAGCGCGAUCUCGGCUCGUGUGGUGAUGACGUCGACGAGGAUGGCGAUGACGAUGAAGACGAGGAGGUGGAUGAGGAACAUGGAACCGGCAACGACGGCAAGGAGGAGUCUCUUGAGCUGGGUCAGUUGCGGGUGGUGGAUCUCUCGCGCUGCGCCAAGAUGAGCUUCGACAACAUAUACGACAUCGUGCGGCAUUCCAGGGAGACCAUCCAGGAGCUGUACCUGACCGGCUGCGACUUCCUCGACAACAUCCACGUCAUCCGCAUCCUGCGGAAGGCCCACUGCCUCCAGGUGUUAGAUCUGAACGAGUGCUCGAAGGUGAAUAACGAAGUGUUCCUGUGGCUGAUAGACGCCAAGGAGCAGGGCGCCGACGUCACCCUCCAGCGCAUGACCGUCGUCUGGAACAAGGGUAUGACGGAAGAGGUGCGACGGAGACUGAGGCAGGAGCUGCCCACGCUGCUGUUGCAGAUCCACUACCGCACGACCUGGACCAGUUCCCUCAUGGGCAAGUGA
This is a messenger RNA of Acanthamoeba castellanii str. Neff, 3849 nucleotides long. Its product is annotated as leucine rich repeat domain containing protein. Gene Ontology annotation, biological process: SCF-dependent proteasomal ubiquitin-dependent protein catabolic process. NCBI's taxonomy places the organism in Eukaryota, Discosea, Longamoebia, Acanthamoebidae. The coding region runs from base 1 to 3849 and encodes 1282 amino acids. The record is from RefSeq and is a predicted model, not a curated record. Gene Ontology annotation, cellular component: SCF ubiquitin ligase complex. The transcript has 13 exons.